Molecule: messenger RNA, 1350 nt
Organism: Trypanosoma conorhini
Lineage: Eukaryota; Euglenozoa; Kinetoplastea; Trypanosomatida; Trypanosomatidae
Exons: 1
Coding region: 1-1350 (449 amino acids)
Source: RefSeq, a predicted model, not a curated record
AUGCAGCGUGGCAGUCCCCGCCUCACGCCUGAGGGGAAGGCGCUGCCGAGCGGAAGCAGGGGCCCCGCCCUUAUCCUCAUGGCGCUCUUUUUCAUGCUCUUCGCCACGUCAUCGCGGUCUGGGCCGUCGGAUGAGCUUAGCACCGCCAUCACGAGUUUCCCCGGCCCAACGCUGCUGCAGCAGCUGGCCUCAUUUGCCGCGAUGCAGGCGGUGGCGGAGGAGGAGCAGCUGGACUGGGGCGCCCCCGCCGCCCUCGGCCGCGAGAAAACGUACAGGCUCCGCGUGCAGCCACGCGAGGGGACUGAGGGCGACCACGCGGGCGAUGACGCCGCCGCUUCCUCCUCCUCCUCCAAUGGGCGGGAUGCGGGCUGGGCGCAUGCGCCACCGCACUCGCGACGUCGUCCCCACCGCCGUCAGCGUCGGAGGCCGAAGGCAGAUGGCGACUCCCGAGAGGAGGGUGUGGCGUCGCCGGGCAUCGGCAGCGCUAAAAGCUGCAACGGCGUGUCCUCCUCUUCCUCCGCUGGCAGUAACUGUGGCUCCAUCUACACGCGGGAGCGCUUGGGGACGUCCUCCACCGCCUCCCACCGUGUCUGGGCGCAGCUGCACAUGGCGGAGGUGGCCUUCAGCAGCCGGAACAACAACUUACUGCAUGUCACGGAACGAUUUCUCAACUACGAGAAGAUGUACCCCGUCAUCUACCGCUGCCACCUUCGCCACCUGCGCGCCGCCAAUGAACAGGCCCUGCUUGACAGCCCCAGCACGGGACUGCAUAACUCGCGCUUCUGGUCGUGCCGCUCAUGCGGAAAGGCCCACAAUGUGGUGCGCGCGUCCUGUGAGCGCUGCCAGCGCCACUCUGGGCCCUACACAAAACUCAUCUUUGAUCAACUGCUACCAGAACCCGACAACGCACGGAGCGUCUUGCGCCUGCUGCAUGCCACACACCCAGAGGUCACCAUACAUCGUAUUGGGAUGCACUCGGACGUGAGCGGGGGGAGGCGCAGCUGUGUUUCAGUCUACGUCAGUGCGGAUGCGGCACCCGAGCUGGUGGCGAAACUGAAUGGAAACGUGUUCUUUGACCUGGAGGAGGAUGGCGAUGCUGCUGCAACUGCUGAGGGCGGCGUGCGUGUGCAUUACGUGUACAGUUCUCAGAGGCCGUGGCUGGAGGCGUUUAUCAACACGCGCAGGGCGCAAUGCAGCAAGCCGGAGGAGCUGCCAUGGGGCGCACUCGUGGUGCUGGUGGAUGCCUCCAGCGCGAAGGCGAAGGCCUCUGACGUGACUGCGGUGGCCAGGGCAGUGCCACCGAGGCGCAAAAAGAAGGACUGUUCGGUUUUAGUGCGAAAUGAGGCGUAG